AUGCAGGAGGGUAUCCGGGAUCAUGGGAUGGACGAUGGACAAGGGGGUCAGCACCAAUCAGUUGGAUGGAUCGCCUCGAUCGGAAAUGCAUUUUGCAUUUUGCAGUACCCAAAGUCGGGGACAGUCUGGAAUGUUAGGCUUGCAUACGCGGAUGUACCUGGGUGGAGAACUGGCAAAUGCAUACCUGGAGUGGAAUGCACAUGCACAGAGAGCUAUGGAGAGAUAGUCGUCAUUGUCGUCAUCAUCCUCCUUCAUCGAGAUGAUGAUGAUCCAUUCACACCACCGGGGCCGGGGGGAGAUGUCUGGCUCACGGUGCACCUGAAGAACCUGCGAUACUUUCCCCAAAAGCAAAAAGGGGGGGCAAAAGUUCCUCCCCAUGCUCUCUCCAGUCCUGGUCCGGCAGUUUGUACCGCGGUUCCGCGGGUCUACCCGCGUCGUGUUCUCCAAAAUAGUGCAGUUGAUGAGUCUUAA
Aspergillus piperis CBS 112811 is the source of this 471-nucleotide messenger RNA. RefSeq lists its product as uncharacterized. The record is from RefSeq and is a predicted model, not a curated record. The transcript has 4 exons. The coding region runs from base 1 to 471 and encodes 156 amino acids. Lineage: Eukaryota; Fungi; Ascomycota; Eurotiomycetes; Eurotiales; Aspergillaceae.